Molecule: messenger RNA, 3772 nt
Organism: Dendroctonus ponderosae (mountain pine beetle)
Lineage: Eukaryota; Metazoa; Arthropoda; Insecta; Coleoptera; Curculionidae
Product: follistatin-related protein 5
Molecular function (GO): protein binding; calcium ion binding
Source: RefSeq, a predicted model, not a curated record
GUCGAAACAUAGCGCGUCUGACUGCCGGUUCGUUUUUCACGGAUUUUCCGCACGAAUUUCCACACCAGUUUAUAGUUCGUCGGUAUCGGAAAACAGUCCUGUUUUCUCAGUAGAAGCUAAUUUUCAACCUUCUGCUCCUUCAAAUCAGGGUGCUUCUUCCGGCUGAAGAAGAUGCCGAGACAUAAACCCGCCCUCAUACUUUUUUGCUUGGGCCUUUUGGUUUUGGGCGCCUUUCCUUCCAGACAGUCUGCUCUACCAGAGAAUAAGAGCUUGAGGUCGCAACGACAUCAUCGUGAUGUAUUCUCAACUGAUGAGCCUGAAACAACCGUGCGUCCUUUGUUGGAAAAUGAUCCGUGUCUUUCGCACUAUUGUCCCUCAGGAAGAGACUGUAAACUGCGAGCAAACACUCCAGUAUGCGAGUGCUCAAAAAAGUGCAUUCCGCAUCAUUCGAUUUGUGCUUCGGAUGGAAUGGUUUAUCCCAGUCAUUGCCAUAUGCAUAGCACAGCGUGUACUGUUCGAAAGAGGCUGAUCCAGAUGGAUGCCAGUUUUUGCCAAAAACGCGAAAAAACUGAGCGAGAUUGGAUAAGCGAGAAAAUACCGGAAAGUAAACCGUUUGAAGACCACAAAUCCAGAAACGAUUCUUCCAGAAUAUCUGCAACGGGAUUAUCCAACGUUCAGUCCGUUUUGGUUCUUCCCAGUCUAAAAUCUGGCGAUUUGAGCAAUUUGCUCAAUGAAAUUGAAGACCAUUAUUAUGGCAGGGACGAAUGUUCAAUGCAGGAGUACGAAGUUAUGAAGGAUAAUCUUCUACUAUACAAUCACGCAAAACUGAUGUCGGAGAAUCAGAGCAAGGAUUAUUUGCUUUCCAUGAUGUUUUCGCACUACGACAAGAAUAACGAUGAGCAUUUGGAAAAAUUCGAGUUGGAUCAGGUUUCGGCUGAAGACCAGGAUUUGGUGAACGUCAUCAAUCUAACCAGUGGAUGUUCGCUGGCGAGUAUGAUAGAAUUCGAUGAUACCGACAAAGACGCCAAACUCAGCAUCAACGAGUUUUCAGUAGCGAUGAGCAAACUGUAUAGUGUUUCCGUUGUUUCCCUGGACAAAGCGUUGGAAGUAAACCAGGUAUCAGCUCGUUUGGGCGAUAACGUGGAAUUGCACUGUGCUGUUACCGGAUCCCCGAUUCCUCCGGUUCUUUGGCGCCGGCAUGGCCAAGACUUGGCAAUCUUAGACCAGGAAGACGUGAAAGUUUACGGCGAUGGAAGCCUGUAUUUGACCAAAGUCCAGCUGCAACAUGCCGGAAAUUAUACAUGCAGCGCGCAAAGGAAUCCGCAUGUUGUUCAAACUCACAUCCUCACAGUUCACACCUUGCCCGAAGUGAACGUUAUGCCAAAGAUUCAGUCGAAGAAACCUGGAGAAGACGCGCAAAUGUUUUGCCAUGUGUCUGGGGAACCGUUCCCGCAGGUUAAGUGGCUUAAGAAUGAUGAGGAGCUGAAAAUCGAUGAAAACUCGAAAAAGUAUCAAAUCAUCGGGAAUGGAACAUCGCUGAAAAUUAGGAAAAUCGAUUUUGCCGACACAGGAGCUUACAUGUGCGAAGCCACCAAUGUAGGCUCUGUUGAUGAAGAACACCGGUUUUUUGCAUUUCACGACUGGGGGAUUUGCGUGUAUGAGCCGACAACUUGCCGCCUCCAUCACAUGAUUGAGGGAACCGAUAUUAUUCCUGGAACUCAGGAAUAUGUAUGUGGUGGUCGGGGAACUUCAUGUUCAUGGGGAAGGGCGGUAGCGAUUUCCAAUCGGUACAUUUACGCUUCUCAACCCACUCUGGAUAGAAUCCUGAUUGUUUCCACUGUGCAAAUGGCUGUGGUUGAUGUUGUUGGUACCGAUAAAGUCCCAGUGGAACUUGGGAAAGUGCUACAUUUGGACCAACUGUGGCUCUUGAGCUGGCGCGAAGGAAAUGACACAGGGAUAAAAACCGUUCAGGUUAUCAGGGAUGCCGGACAAAAGAGGAAGCACCACACCGUUCAUCCAGAGCCGAUAGAUGGACAGUUCGAUAUGGUGAAGGAACUGUUUUUGCCGUCAUCUUUUCAGGAGAUUUCACAUUACACUUAUAAAUAUGGAUACGUAACUCACUCUAACCAACGAGGCUUGUAUAAAUUGGAUUUGGAAAACUUGAGAUACACCAGAUCUGUGGAUUUAACGCCUUAUAACUGCGUUCCGGAAGAAAUUCAAUUUUCAGCUUUAUAUGGAUUCGUUUUCAUGGAAUGCAAAGAACCGGUAACCAGAAAACCAACCGGGCAACUUGUUUUGGAUUAUUUAACAGACGCUGUUAUAUCCACAUCUGCCACUCUUUUUGGAAGACCCUACAUUUCUCCGGAUUCGCGAAAGUUGGUAACUUUCGAUCGAACUCCCACUGGCUCUACUUUAAUCGUGCAAGAAAUUAAAGGGCACGGUCUCGAGUUUCUGUUCGAUGUGAAAACCACUCUGAACAUCUCAGAUAUCACUUUCUAUCCGAGUCAAACCACGCACAGCUACGAUUUGUAUGCUAGCGGACAGAACAAAGAAGAUUUGCUGUUUGUUAAUCUGAAUACUGGAAAAGUGGAAAUUAUCACUGGAGUGGGAAUAGCAUCAACAACAUCCACAUGGAACAACCCAGCCAGGCCCAUAACAACUGCUGGUCGAUUUGGAGCCUUCCUGGCCAGUCCCAGUAAUCAUGCUCUUUUUAUUAUCAAUGGACAGUCCAGGACUGUAAAUUGCGAAAUUAGCGCAGUCGCCAAACCCUCGCAGAUCGUAUGGAUAACUCAGAUAUAUCAUUAGAAGUUAUGUUUCUAGGACAGUGUUGUAUAUUAUUUCUAUAGCAUCAAAAGCUCAAUUUUCUGAAGCAAUUCUUCAUUUGCAGGGUUUUUAUUAACUCCAUAAUACUCAGCAGCCGCAGAAAUUGAAAAGAUAAAUCAUUAUAAUAUUUUUGCAUAUCAACUUGGCAUUCCAUUUACUUAUCAGUGUGUACAUAUUAACGCGGUCACUUAACUUAUGGGAAGAAAAUGUAUUGUUAAAGUAUUUACAAUUUCUAUGAAAUGAAACAUGAAUAAUCUAUAAGUUUUAAAUUAGGUGGGUAUCGUAGGGAAUAAGAACAUUUAUCACCGUUUCCAAAUUUAUAAACUUAUGCUUGAACGACUUACUUAUAAAAAUAUUUAAAACACCAUAACUUAUUUAUGAUUGAAAAAUAAAAGAAUUGUUUAACAACGUGCUUAAGUUAGUUUUGCAAUUGAUUGGUCAAAUGUUUAGAUCAUGUAUGUUCAAACUCGUACCUAUUCAUGUAUAUAAAUCUAUUCUGACAAGCUUUGCUGUAUACAUGGCAUAGAAUAUUUUUGUGAAAAAUUAGGUAUUAACAUUUUUAUUCCUGUUAAAUGAUGUCUAAAGCUAAGUUGUAGUUAAGUAGAAGUUGCAAUUGAUCAGACUGAUUCUUUUCAAGCAGAUGAGAAAAACAACAAAGUGUUAUAUUUUGUUUAUCCGUUUAUAGACUAGACGUAAAUAAAGCCAAAAAUGUUUCACUUACUAUUAUUAGUUGGAAACUAAUCUAUUAAUAAACUACGUUAUAAAUAUGUAUAAAAUAGGUAUGUUAUAAAUGGCGAAGUGUGUAGGUUUUUCUUUCAAAUUUGAAAUUAUGCCAGAGAAACCAAGUUUAUGCUUAGCUUUAUUAGUUAAUUGUAGUCGACAUCACAUAGGAAAAUGUUUCUGAUGUUCAAAUUAUGAUAUUGUUUUGCUAAAAUAAAUCUACAAUUAA